This is a messenger RNA of Triticum turgidum subsp. durum (durum wheat), 1287 nucleotides long. The record is from the annotation of a GenBank genome assembly. Lineage: Eukaryota; Viridiplantae; Streptophyta; Magnoliopsida; Poales; Poaceae.
AUGGUUGGAUCUUUCGAUUGCACGUGCUCACAAGGAUACCAAGGAAAUGCCACCCACAAAAAUGGUUGUAUCCCGUCCAUAAACACAGGUUUAAUCAUUGGCCUAUCAGUUUCUAGUGGCCCAACUAUUCUAAUUUUGUUUCUUGCCUCCAAGAUAAUAUUCCGCAAGCUUAAGCAUCAAAAGGAACAAAAGUUGCGACAAAAGUUCUUCAAUAAAAAUCGUGGACAAUUGUUGCAAAAAUUGGUAUCUCAUAGGUCAGAUAUUGCAGAGAGGAUGAUCAUCCCUCUAAGGGAGCUAGAAAAGGCCACAAACAAGUUUCAUCCAACUCGUAAGCUUGGUGGUGGAGGGCAUGGUACGGUAUACAAAGGAAUUUUAUCAGACUUGCAUGUUGUUGCAAUCAGGAAGUCAAAUAUUGUGGUCAAGAGUGAGAUUAACGAGUUUAUAAAUGAAGUUUCCAUACUCUCACAGAUCAAUCAUAGGAACAUUGUAAAGCUUUUUGGAUGUUGUCUUGAGACAGAAGUCCCCUUGUUGGCUUAUGAGUUCAUCUCCAAUGGAACCCUAUGUGAUUAUCUUCACAAGAAACCAUUAAGAUCGAUACCUUGGCGAGACAUAUUAAGGAUCGCAACAGAAAUUGGCAAAGCCCUUUCUUACCUUCACUCGGGUAUUUCCAUCCCCGUGAUACACAGAGAUAUAAAGUCCAGCAAUAUACUUCUUGAUGAUGCUUUGACAGCGAAGGUGUCUGACUUUGGAGCUUCAAGGUACAUUCCUAAAGAUAAAACAACAAUUACAACAGUGGUGCAGGGAACUUUGGGAUAUUUAGAUCCUAUGUACUUUUAUUGUGGUCGUCUUACAGAAAAAAGUGAUGUUUAUAGCUUUGGAGUUAUUCUCAUUGAGUUGCUUACAAGGAAGAUGCCAAUUAUAUAUAGAUCCUCCACCGGUGAUGGGCUAGUUGCGCGAUUUGUAGAACUACUUGCAGAAGGUAAAUUGGUAGAAAUACUAGAUUCACGGGUAAUUGAGGAUGGAGGUAGCCAAGUUGAAGUGGUAGCUUCUCUAGCUAUGUCGUGCAUAAAGCUAAGAGCAGAGGAGCGACCAACUAUGAGGUCAGUGGAGAUGACACUAGAAGCACUUCAAGGACCCAAAGAGCAUUUUCGGGUUCGGGGUGCAACAUAUGAGGGGAGUUAUUCGACAAUGAGGUAUACAUCACCCAUAAGGACAAGCUUAGAGGAGACAAGCAGACAAUAUAGUCAAGAAGAAGAGUUUGUGUUGUCUGCAAGCUACCCUAGAUAA